Molecule: messenger RNA, 1209 nt
Organism: Pestalotiopsis fici W106-1
Lineage: Eukaryota; Fungi; Ascomycota; Sordariomycetes; Amphisphaeriales; Sporocadaceae
Exons: 1
Coding region: 1-1209 (402 amino acids)
Source: RefSeq, a predicted model, not a curated record
AUGGCCGCUUCUGAGCAGCGUUAUCGCGACUAUUCUGCCAACGAUGAUGACUACGACCGAGCUCGACCAGUAAAAAAACGACGUUUUGAGGGCGAUGACGAGUCUCACGAGAGCGCAAAUCAGUCCAGACAUUAUGGCCGAUACGAAAGGCACGAGGGUCGCGGACAUCAUCGAUCGGCCUCGCCAGACAUGACGCAACGCGAUAGAGAAGGGGAUGAUGCUGCAAAAGAUGAGCACCGUCAACGACACCGCAAGCGACACAGGCAUCAUCACCAUCACCACCACCGCUCUUCGCGCCCCGCGCCACCCGCAGAGUUGCCUUACGGCGCACGCCCUAUCUCUAAAUCCGAUCUUGACCUCUUCCGGCCGCUGCUGGCAAGGUAUAUAGACGUACAGAAGAACAAGGAUAUGGGCGAUAUGGACGAGCGCGAGAUCAGGGGCCGUUGGAAGAGCUUUGCAGCCAAAUGGAACGAGGGUACCCUGGCCCAGAGUUGGUAUGACCCAGAGUUAUUCGAGGAAACGCGACAGUCUGGGUUUUGGGACGUGAGCAGCAAACCGAAGGCCACGGGCAGAAGUACCGUAGGCACAGAAGAUGCGUCGUCGGCAGGGGAGGAAGACAACGGCGAUGGCACAGCUAGAAACAAAAGGUCGGGCAACGCCGAUUCAGAGGGUGAUGACGACGAAGCAGACGACUACGGUCCCGUACUACCGGGCUCUUCACAAUACCGUUCCUCCGACAGGCAUGGGCCGGGAAUACCAAGCCUACAAGACCUCGAGGUUCGGCGCGAGAUGGAUGAGGAGGACGGCCUCGACAGUGUCUCGCGACUCCGGAUGGAGCGCAAGGCCGAUCGCGCGGAGCAAAAGGCACGGCUGGAGGAGCUCGUACCGCGCGCCGAGGCCGGCACGCGCGAGCGCAAGCUAGAAAAGAAGAAGGAAGUCAAUGAGAAGAUGAAAGGUUUCCGAGAGCGGUCUCCUGGAGGGGCGACCGAGGUCAACGACGGCGAGCUCAUGGGCGGCGGGGACAGUGUCGAGGAGCUCAAGCGGAUGCGGGCUUCGGCCGAGCGCAAGAAAACGGAGAAGGAGAUUCGCCGCGAGGAGAUCCGGAGGGCCAAGGAUGAGGAGCGCAAGGAGAAGCUCAGGGAGUACCGAGAGAAGGAGGACAAGGCCAUGGUGAUACUGAAGGAGUUGGCUAAGCAGAGGUUUGGUUGA